CUCCCAAGUCGUGUUGAUCCUCUUCCGCAGGUGCCCAUUUCUCGACUUCAACUCUUCUCAUUCAGCCAUGCUCACCCUCGCCCCACUUGCGCUUUUGCUUCCUCUUGUGAAGGCUGUUGACUGCACGCCCCACGUGAACACUGUCUCGUGCUCUGCCAACGCAAAGGGCGCCGACCCCUGCUGCGUCCCUGCUGCUGGGCGCUUCGUCUUUCGACAGCGCUUUGAGCCCGAUGCCGACGACUCUGGAUCGUGGCAGAUUGAGGGGCUCGAUGUACUUGAAUGUGACGGCUCACCAGCCACCCGCGGGGGACCCAAGCGUAUACAUGAGGAGAUCGGUAGCCUCUGUGCGCGCACCAAAGGCUUCGACGUCGAGGAGAAUGAAGGCGCAUGGGCGGCCUCCGAGGUCGGAGAGGGUGUCGAGGAGGUGUGGGAGCGAACAUGGAACACGGCAGGGCGCUUUGUGACCUCCUUCUGCGAAGGGAACCCGGACGUGCCCCGCUUCUUCGAAGAACUUCUGAGCCUGCACAAGCGCAUGAAGAUUGGAGCAGCACUUGAACACGCUGACAUCGUGCCCUCCGCCGAUACCAUGUAUCGUCUCGCGGACAUUGAGUCCGCCCUCACUCCCUACGGCACGCCUAUCCUCAUCUGUAACAACGUAACCCUUACGCACGUGUACUGGCCGUUGCACGCGCGUGGCAACCUCGCUGGGUGGGUGGCAGCCGAACCCGGGAGCCUCAAGUCGACCUGCCCUGGAGAAGGCAUCGUUUACCCGCCUGCGACAGUCGUGCUGCCAACCUCAUCGUCUUGGGACCCGAUCUAUCGCCCAUCGAUGCGGCCAAUUACGCUGAGCCACGAUGAGGCAAAGCGUGUCAAGUACGAAGAACCGGGGAAUCCAUCAAAGAAGAAGCUCGGCUUUUUCAAGUACCACGACGCGCGCCGCGCCGACGAGGAGGGUGGAAACCAUCGCGACGAGCUGUAAGUACAGGAAGGUAGAAGUCAUACAGCAUAGAAACAUGUCAGCAGUACGUAUACAUUUUG
Molecule: messenger RNA, 1038 nt
Organism: Cutaneotrichosporon oleaginosum
Lineage: Eukaryota; Fungi; Basidiomycota; Tremellomycetes; Trichosporonales; Trichosporonaceae
Molecular function (GO): RNA binding; ribonuclease T2 activity
Source: RefSeq, a predicted model, not a curated record